Molecule: messenger RNA, 1194 nt
Organism: Galeopterus variegatus (Sunda flying lemur)
Lineage: Eukaryota; Metazoa; Chordata; Mammalia; Dermoptera; Cynocephalidae
Gene: FGF17
Product: fibroblast growth factor 17
Exons: 5
Coding region: 55-672 (205 amino acids)
Biological process (GO): positive regulation of cell population proliferation; cell differentiation; fibroblast growth factor receptor signaling pathway
Cellular component (GO): cytoplasm
Molecular function (GO): growth factor activity; type 2 fibroblast growth factor receptor binding; type 1 fibroblast growth factor receptor binding
Source: RefSeq, a predicted model, not a curated record
CUGCUCCUGAGUUUGGGGGCAGGGGGGCAACUGCCUCAAGAAGUCUGUCCAGCGAUGGGAGCCUCCCGCCUGCUCCCCAACCUCAUUCUGUGUCUGCCGCUGUUGAUGCUCUGCUGUCAAACUCAGUACGUGAGAGACCAGGGCGCCAUGACUGACCAGCUGAGCAGGCGGCAGAUCCGCGAGUACCAGCUCUACAGCCGGACCAGCGGCAAGCACGUGCAGGUCACCGGUCGUCGCAUCUCCGCCACCGCUGAGGACGGCAACAAGUUUGCCAAACUCAUAGUGGAGACCGACACAUUUGGCAGCCGGGUGCGCAUCAAGGGGGCUGAGAGUGAGAGGUACAUCUGCAUGAACAAGAGAGGCAAGCUCAUCGGGAAGCCCAGCGGGAAGAGCAAAGACUGUGUGUUCACGGAGAUUGUGCUGGAGAACAACUACACGGCCUUCCAGAAUGCCAGGCACGAGGGCUGGUUCAUGGCCUUCACGCGGCAGGGGCGGCCCCGCCAGGCCUCCCGCAGCCGCCAGAACCAGCGAGAGGCUCACUUCAUCAAGCGCCUCUACCAGGGCCAGCUGCCCUUCCCCAACCACGCGGAGAGGCAGAAGCCAUUCGAGUUCGUGGGCUCGGCCCCCACCCGCCGGACCAAGCGCACUCGGCGGCCCCAGUCACUCACGUAGUCAGGGAGGCAGGGGGCAGCUGCCCCUCUGCAGCCUUCCCAUCCCCUUCCCUUCCCAAUCCAAAGCCGGGGCUGGGGUGGAGGGAGGGGAGCCAGAUCUCCCAAGGAGGACCCUAAGGACCUGGAAGAAUCAGCGCCCCAGCUGGGAAGGGGCAGGACUGCGGCCACCAAGGGCUGGCACCACACUGGAAUAGGCCCCUUCCGGGCCAGGGGGCAAACCCCCAGGAGAGGAACUGUAGUGUCGUUACCCCAUCGCCAAGGCCAGCCACGGUGCCCUGAAGCAAGCGGAAACGUCAGCAGAUUCCAGGCCUUGCAGACACCAUCAAGAGGUGUCUCCCUCGGUCUGUCCUCAGCCCCCAAACUCCUCCUGGCCAGACUGUAGGAAGGGAUUUGCGUUUUUGGUUUCAGGAAAAAGGAAAGCGGGGGUAAGAAUAGGAAGGUUGGCCAUUCCUCACAUUACACGACCCAGGCCUGCGCCCCCACCCCCGACUCCCAGUCCCGGAAUAAAACCAAUUUCCUGCAA